AGUUCUGUUCAGACGGUGACCCGGGAUAAGUUUGUGCGAGACUUUGUGAAACUACGAAGGAAUUCAAUAUGAGCAUCUGCAGCGGCGAGGAUCUUACAUUCAGGAGGGUUCUCAAGCCUCCUGGUGGUGAAGACAGCGACAUUUUCGGCGUGAGGACCCCGUCGACUCCGUCCACUCCUCUCACCGCUUCCCCUCGUCGAUCCAAGGGUCAGGCCUCGUCUAUCUUCGGCUACGGGGAUGAAAUCGAUAGAGCAUCGGUUUCUUCUGGAGCCUCGACUCCCCGCAGGAAGAUGUCGACUUCUUCUCAAGAACGUCUGUUCGGCUCUGAGGAAUUCUCGACUCCACGACGCGUCGUAGAUCGCAUGAAGUCCUCCGUAUUCGACGGCCAGCGCUCAGCGCCCACAACUCCGGUCGCCGUGAACAAGAAGUAUAUUUCUCGCAACCCCAUCACAGGAGACGUGUACACCGUAGGAUCCCCAACUCGUCAGAUCCGUGGCGGCUCAUCAGACUGCUCCAGCAACGGAUCCGUGUCGCCAGUGGAGGGCCUUCGCCCAAACGGCCGGUCCGGGCCACUGUUCUAAGCAAUCUUUCUGCCGUGUUUUACAUUGUAAAAACAACACAAUAUCCGUAACCUAUCUGCGUAUUGCACUGAAACGACCUAAUUGGCAUAUUUCACUCAUUUGUGGUUCUGGGAACCUCUGUACUCCGUCUUUCGACUCCACCGCUCAGAGUCCGCGAGCGUGAGGCACCCAAGUCCGAAAAACGAUCCCUCUAAGCAUCGGGUCUCACUAAUUUAUGUGAGCGAAAAUUCGAAUCCACCCGGUCAUACAGCCGAUCUAUCCGAUCUCGUUCGAUUGCACCAUUGCAAUUAUUCGCUGCACCACUCAAGAUGGAGAGACGAUGGGUUCGAAUGAGAAUUCUGCCGAGGUCAGAAAAAUCUGAGAAGGACCGUCCCUUCCGCAGUUCUUUCGAAGGA
This is a messenger RNA of Galendromus occidentalis (western predatory mite), 976 nucleotides long. RefSeq names its product microtubule-associated protein Jupiter (gene Jupiter). The record is from RefSeq and is a predicted model, not a curated record. Gene Ontology annotation, cellular component: nucleus. Bases 69 to 581 code for a protein of 170 amino acids. The transcript has 5 exons. NCBI's taxonomy places the organism in Eukaryota, Metazoa, Arthropoda, Arachnida, Mesostigmata, Phytoseiidae.